UUAUGUUUUUCAUAUUCAAGUCAUGACUUCAUAUUAAGAAAACGAAAAAAAAUAAUAAUUCGGUGUUGCCGGUUUAAGAAGAGCGUUUACAAAGAUGAAGUUGGUUAGAUUUCUUAUGAAAUUAAGUCACGAAACGGUGACGAUCGAAUUAAAAAAUGGAACCCAAAUUCACGGCACAAUUACGGGAGUUGAUGUUGCAAUGAAUACUCAUUUGAAGUCUGUCAAAAUGACUAUAAAAAAUAGGGACCCAGUACAAUUGGAAUCACUUAGUAUUCGGGGUAACAAUAUACGGUACUUCAUACUUCCCGACAGUUUACCUCUCGAAACAUUGCUGAUUGAUGAUACGCCGAAAUCUAAAACAAAGAAAAAGGAUAGUAGUCGCGGGGGUAAUCGUGGCAGAGGACGUGGUGCGCGAGGACGCGGCGGCCCAAGAGGUCGUGGCCGCGGACGAGCAUCUGGUAGACGAUAAGAUUUUACAAAACUUUACUGAAAUAAAAUAAAAAUAUGAAGGAUGUAAUAAGGAAACUUGAUAUUUUUUAUUUAAUCACAUAUACAUACUUUCGAUGUUAUGGGGUUGUGUUAUAUUAAAAAGUUCAAACAAAAUUGAAUUGACGGUAUUUGAAAGCUGUCUGUCUAAUACCAUGAGUAGAACAACCUGUACAAAGUAAAUACACUUAAAAUAAUAAAUAUUAGUAUAGUUAUUACAGUCA
Anastrepha ludens (Mexican fruit fly) is the source of this 710-nucleotide messenger RNA. It is a transcript of the gene SmD1, whose product is annotated as probable small nuclear ribonucleoprotein Sm D1. Gene Ontology annotation, cellular component: SMN-Sm protein complex; spliceosomal tri-snRNP complex; U12-type spliceosomal complex. NCBI's taxonomy places the organism in Eukaryota, Metazoa, Arthropoda, Insecta, Diptera, Tephritidae. Bases 95 to 469 code for a protein of 124 amino acids. The record is from RefSeq and is a predicted model, not a curated record. Gene Ontology annotation, molecular function: RNA binding. The transcript has 2 exons. Gene Ontology annotation, biological process: RNA processing; spliceosomal snRNP assembly.